Molecule: messenger RNA, 1480 nt
Organism: Chelonia mydas (Green sea turtle)
Lineage: Eukaryota; Metazoa; Chordata; Testudines; Cheloniidae
Exons: 3
Coding region: 446-1441 (331 amino acids)
Source: RefSeq, a predicted model, not a curated record
GCUCCUCAGCCACAGGAACAUGUGAUCUACCCACAUCCCCAGGGCCAGGCCCUGGGGUCCCGUUUGCCAUCGCCCUGCCGGCCGGGGGCCAAAGCUGAGCCUUUUGCAGUAGGAGGAAGGAGGGGCUGAGCCCCGGAGCCUAAACCAAGACAGGGGCCUCUCUGCGAGGUUUCCUGUUGCCUUUUGCAGCGGGGUGGGGGCAGGGGGCUGAGCCUGGGCUGUUUGGUGGAGCCGCCCCUGCUUGCACGAGCUGCCCUGCUGGUUCCCAGGAUCGGGCCCUGCAGCCUGCAGACAAACACCAAACUCCCUGGGAGGGAGGGGGGCAGGUGCCUCCGAGAGACCUGGGGGCUGUAUUUACAGCCCAGCACAGGGAGGCCGGAGUCCACAGGCCAGAUCCCUGGCUAGUGCACAUCACACAGCUAGCUCACCCAGGUCUGGCCGCACGAUGCCACAUCCGGAGCACCAAGGUGAACGCUGGACUCCCAGGCCAGCACGGGGGAAGCAGGAAGGGACCCCGUGGGACCAGCCCUCCAGCCCUGAGGAGCUGCAGCCAACGCCUGAGGCUGGGAGCCACCUGGCAGUGCCCACACGGCUGCGGUUGCUUCCACCAUUUUCCCCAUGGCCAGGAGCUGCCAACCCACCCUCUACCACCUGCCUCCCUGAGCCAUCGGGCCAGGCCUCAGGCCAGCCUCCGUGGCACCAGCCCAGAGCUGAGGCCCAAGCAGGGAAUGCGAGCUGUUCCCCACACACUGAGGCAAUUGUCUGUGUCACCCACCCAGGCUGCCUCUGGCACAGAAGUCAGCGUCUCAGUGCCCUGGGCAGCUGCGUAGGGGAACACAGCGCUCCCACAGCCCCAGCCAGGAGGGGAAGCCCAGCCCUGGAGCCAGCUGCCGCACUAGCAGAUCCUGCCUGGUAUCGUGGCUCCCACAGCAGCCAGUUCCAGCUGCCUCUGAGGAACAGGCAGAAAGCCCCUGGCCUAGGGCCAUUGUGGCAUCACCUGCCUAUGGAGGGGGUUUCACUACGUCCCACCAGCCGGGGGCUAGCUCAUAUCCGGAGGCAGAAGUGUAACAGGAUAGAAGUCUCUGAGGUCCCCCUGGCAACUCUCAUCACCAGCUCGUUUCAGCCUGCCCUCAAACACUGCUGCGCUUCUGGCCUCAGGGACAUCCUGUGGCAGGGAGUUCCACACGGUAACACAUGCUGGUGUGAAACACAACAGAGCCAUGGCGGGGAAGCAGAGGGCAUGGCCCAGCCAAAAAAGGGUCAAUCUGCUCACAGAAGCACCCAGCCCCCCAGAUCUCUGACCAGCCAAUGGGAGUUUGUGCCAAUGAUGAAAUUGCUUCAAGCUGGUAUCUCAUUGGCUGAAUGGGUUGCUACUUCUGGGAGGAGCUUGUUUAAUUUUUGUAUUUGUUUGGUUGUUUUAAGUAUCCCCCAUUGGAUCUGAGCCCUUGAUCAAACAUUAAAACCAACAGCUGUUACUGCC